UGUCGACGACGACGUCGGCUUCUAGCGAGUACGUCGACGUUCUCGCGCACAUUUAGUCGUCAGUCGACAACUGAACUUCGUUGUCGUAACUUCUUGCCAUUGUUGUUGCUAAUUUUCGUUCAUAUCCUUUCGACUCGUGUCUCGUCAAUUUUUUCUCAAUUUCUUUUUCAAUUUUCUUUUCAUCAACGAGUUUCUCUGUUCGUCAAUAAUCAUCUCGUUAUGUUAUAAUAGAUGUUAUAGGGCAUGAUUGAUCAAUUCUUAAACGGUAUCGUAUAACGCGUAGUGAGAGUGUUAUCAAUUCACCUCUUUCAACGAGUAACUGUUCGUGGUGGUGGUGGUGAUGAUGAUGGUGGCACCGGUGACAGUAGACUUUCGAUAACUUGAGAGAUUAAUGAGAUCAUCUGGAGAAAUCGAUGUCACAUGGGAAUUCCAUCUUUUUCUCUCUUCGACAUUUAUUCAGAAUAUUAUUUCUUCAUGUAUAAUAGAAUAUAGUGAAUGUGGGAUUAUCCUAAGAGACGUUCAUUAAGUUCGAAGAAAAAGCUAGAGGAUAAAGAUUCUAUACAGAAAGUAGUCAUCGUCGAAGAGUAUCGCUCAAUGAUUGGUUUGCCUUGGGAAGAAAGAAGACAUGGGAGAUAUGAGGGGAUCCAAGAUAAUGAACGUUCGUGCGAAGAUCAAAGAUUUGAAAGAAAAGAGAACGUGGUGGAACAAAGGGAAAGGGAAAUUUUAAGAGUUAAGGGUUUGGAAAUGCCAGUACCACCACCGAUACCACCGGCGAUAGCUUCCAAUUGGAAGAACAAGUGGGAGUGUGAACACAAUUCAAAGGACAUCUGAUUGUUCAGUGACAGAAGCGCGAUCUUAGCAUGAUGACGCGCAAGGCAAAGUGGUCGCGCUUCGCGGAAUGCUUUUGUCGAAGACCUGGUAUAGUUUUACUCCUUCUUCCGUGUCUUGUCAUUGUGACAUUAUUUUUUGUUUCCGAAGAAAACAUCGUCUAUACGAAUUUCCAAUAUCCGUCCUACAGAUUCUACAACGAUACUAACGGUACGAUGGACGGUUUUCUCGUAUGGAAUUCGAAGUGUCAUAUGUUAUCGAUUGACGCAUUAGAUCCAUCGAUCGUAAAGUUUGUAAAAAGGGAAAAGUUCGAGGAAUGUUUUAAAGGAAACCUUUACACGCGAAUAUCAAAAGGGGAAAACGAUACCAUCAUCCUUCUCCUCGAUUCAAAAUUCAUGGCUGCUCAUAAAAAUAUGUUUUGUUGUUGGUCGCCUGUAAUUAGACCGAACUUUGAUAAUCCAAGAAAGCACAAAUUUGAUUCGACGAUAACAGUGAAACAAUGUGAAAGUUUGAAAACGCAAGCAACGAUACCAGACGACGUGGAAGUUGUUUUGGUGAAUUGUCAAAUUAAAUCGAAGAAGAAAAAGAAACAAACGAUAUAUGAAAACGUCCAUGCCAUUUUGAAUCCACGUAAGGUCUACGAUCGUUUGGAGAACGGGACGAAUAACAACGUGACAUAUGGUCUCCCGAGAAAACUCAGUAUUCUCGUUCUUGGUAUCGACAGUGUAAGCCGAUUAAACUUUCAAAGAAGUAUGCCAAAGACCGAAAAGUAUCUUCGUGAGACCGGUUGGAUCGGCUUGAAGGGAUACAACAAAAUGGGCGACAAUACUUUUCCAAACUUGAUGGCAAUUUUAACCGGUCAGAAUCAAGAACAGGCAUACUCGAGAUGUAAACCUUCGGAAGCUUAUAAACUCGAUCGUUGUCCUUUUCUCUGGUAUAAUUUCCGCAAUGCAGGAUACAUCACGGCAUACGGCGAGGACGAGACCAUUUUGAACACAUUUAACUAUCUAAAAGUAGGUUUCGUGCAACCACCAACGGACUAUUAUCUACGGCCUUACAUGCUGGCAAGCGAAAAGCUUCUUAAAUCUAAGAACAGAUUUAAUCUCAAGUAUUGCACUGGCCCUGAAACGAGCUUCGAUAGGAUCUUUAAUUACGCUAUGGAUUUUGCUCAAACGUUCGUGAACGUACCGUAUUUUGGAUUUUUUUGGACUAAUUCAAUAAGCCAUGAGAACGUGAAUGGACCAUCCUUAAUGGAUUCCCAAAUGUUUCGAAAAUUGCAAAUUCUCAAAGAGGAAGGGGUUCUUAACGACACGAUGAUCGUGUUUUUGAGUGAUCACGGCAUGCGUUGGGGUAACAUCAGAGAGACAUUCGUUGGUUGGUACGAGGAAAGAUUACCUUUCAUCUAUAUAUGGUUACCAGAUUGGUUCCGUAAUGAAAAUCCGGAUGCUUAUCAGGCUCUGAAAUUAAAUGAAAAUCGUCUGACUUCUCCGUUUGAUCUCUACGAAACAUUCAGGGAUAUUUUAUUAACAGCUGGUGGAGAUGCCGAUGUUUCUCCAGGUUGUCCAAGCUGUAACAGUCUGUUCGAGCCAAUCCCAAGAGAAAGAUCGUGUCAAGAUGCUUCAAUCGCACCUCAUUGGUGUGCCUGUACAGCUUUUAGAACAGCUAGUACAAAUGAUAAAAUCGUGAUCGGUGGUGUGAACAGUUUCUUAAAUCAUAUAGAAAAUAUCGUGAAGGAUUAUAAGGAUAAGAAGGGUAAAAGAUUGUGCGCGAAACUGCAACUGAAGAAAAUAUAUCGGGCCGACCAGAUGUUACAUUUUAAUGAUAAAAAUUCAACGAGCAUAGAAUAUUUCUGUAUGAUUCAGGUGACCCCAGGAAAUGGUAAAUUUGAGUUCACCGUACGAUAUAAUAGCAACGCUAGUUAUACCGUGUCGGAUCAUAACGUGAGCAGGAUUAAUCCUUAUGCUACGAGUGCCAAGUGUUUGAAUCAUGGUAUGAAACAAUAUUGCUAUUGCGUCAAGUAGCAUCAAAGAUUUCGAUUGUAAUUUUUUUCUAAUCUUGUACAUGCACAUAUGCACAUAUGUACAUAUAUACAUACAUACAUACAUACAUAUAUAUAUAUAUAUAUAUGUGUGUGUAUGUAUGUGUGUGUGUGUGCGCCAUUUUAAUCAAAUUUUCAAUAUUUAGAAGCGUUAGUAAACGUUAACGUAACAGUUACGUAAAAGGCUCAGGAAUGUACGGAGGUCAUAGAUAUUAUUAACCAAAAUUAUCGCAUGGCAAUUAAGGAAAAUGUAUGUUCAAUAUGUUUGCAAAAUACUUAAAAAAAAAAAAAGAAAAAAAAACCAAUAAUUUUCAAGUUACUUUAUGACUCGCCAAUACAACGAAAUAUGAUAUUAUAGAAUCGAAUGGAGUCCGAAUACAAGUCAAAUCGCAUGAAUGAUUUAAAUUACUUAAAGAAGACAAAUAAAACAAUCAUAAGGCUUAAUAGAUGAUAAUCGUGAAACUAAUGCUAGAAUAUCAUCGACACUUGCCAAGUUCGAAAUUCGACGAGGUCUUAAUUUAUUUCUUUUUUCGAUAGUCCUCCUUUCUAUUCUCCCCUGAAACGAAGCUUAUAAAAUCUAUUUAAAUAGUAUCAAUCGAUUGAUAAUAUUCUAAUGGCUAUGCGAUAUAGAUAAAAGAAACGUGAUAUAUCUUAUGAUAUAUGGAAAAUUUUUCGAAUUAAAUAUAUUUUCAGGACUAAUAUCUUCAAAAUGAUCACUAAUUAAUUAUUUUUUUUUCGUCUUCGAUGAAUAUUAGAUUAUUUACUUUUCAUAAAAUGCAACUUAGUCGUUGAAUGAUAAAUUGAUUCUUUCCUAUCUCUUUUCUUGUUUCUAAUAAUAUAUCUUUUUGUCGGAAACUUUGAUAACGUUAUUACGCAGUAUCAAUAUUGUCAUAGACCGAUAGCGUCACCGAUAAAUUGACGUGAAUAAUUAAUAAUUUAAAAAAGCUUUGUAUCGUGAAUACGCUAUCUUAAUAUGCUACAUAUCUUAAUAGAAAAAAAAAACAAAACAAAAAAAAAAAAAAAAUAAAAAAAAAGCAAAAA
This is a messenger RNA of Vespa velutina, 3907 nucleotides long. RefSeq lists its product as uncharacterized. Lineage: Eukaryota; Metazoa; Arthropoda; Insecta; Hymenoptera; Vespidae. The transcript has 8 exons. Bases 861 to 2849 code for a protein of 662 amino acids. The record is from RefSeq and is a predicted model, not a curated record.